Lodderomyces elongisporus is the source of this 2526-nucleotide messenger RNA. It is a transcript of the gene UBP13, whose product is annotated as ubiquitin-specific protease. Gene Ontology annotation, cellular component: cytosol; nucleus. Gene Ontology annotation, molecular function: cysteine-type deubiquitinase activity. Bases 1 to 2526 code for a protein of 841 amino acids. Lineage: Eukaryota; Fungi; Ascomycota; Pichiomycetes; Serinales; Debaryomycetaceae. The transcript has a single exon. Gene Ontology annotation, biological process: protein deubiquitination. The record is from RefSeq and is a predicted model, not a curated record.
AUGCCUGAAGCAUUGCAACAGCUCCCCUAUGGGGAUGGAAACACAAAGAUUUUUGGAAUGGAGAAUUUUGGAAAUACAUGUUACUGCAAUUCCAUCUUACAAUGUCUAUACUACACAGAGGCGUUUCGUAAACAACUACUCCAACACAAUUUGACUAAACAUGAACCGAAACUAAUUGUUAAUGGUGUCAAGUUUCAUGGGUUCACGCAGAAAUACGAACAAUUGGUACAAAAGAGAUUAAAAGAACAAGGAAGUGCAACACUGAACAAUGGCGAAGAAAGACCCAAGCUGAGUCGAAAGGGAUCACUAUUUGGACUUAAAUUCAAUAAUAGUGCAAGUACGCAAACUGCUGUUCUUGACGAAAGCAGCAAAUUUUCGCAACGAGCAGGCGAUUGCGAGGCAUUGCCACUUGAACAAAGGAUAUUGAUCAAUAAGAGCCCAGAGUUUCUGAAUUUAGAUAUUUUGAUCACGCGUCCCAAUGCUAUACAGAGCAAUAAUAAUAAUAAUAAUAAUAAUAAUAAUAAUAACAGAGCUCAGCACAAUUCCGUAGGUAGUGAAGCCAGUGAUCAAUCAUCCUCAGCAAAUACAUCGUUUAACAACAACACGAGCAAUAACACGAGCAAUGGUGCGACACAUGGUGCUGGCAACAGUGCAAGCAACAGCGCAAACAAUAUGGACUAUUCACAAAGUUCAUCCAUGCUUUUAAGUGAACAACUGCCGCAAACAAUCCAAGAAGGAUCCAUAAACACAUAUUCUAGUGUUGUUAUUGUUGGAAUACCAAAACCUGAAUUGAACUUGAAUCCACCUAUAAAUCCAUUCAAUAUUAACCCAAAUGCUGAUCAGCGAAAACGCUCUGCAUUGAUCAAUGGCCCUGUAAUUAAUUUGGAUACAUCAUUGCAGCUUCCCACUGAACAACACGAGGACACAAUUUUGUUGUAUGCAUUGAAAGAUCUUUUUGAAAGCAUGGUUGAGAAUAAAUCAACAAUAGGAGUUGUCUCGCCAUCCUUCUUCAUAUCCAAGCUUAAAGAGAAAAACUAUUUGUUUAGACAAAACAAUAUGCAUCAUGACGCUCAUGAGUUCUUCAACUAUUUAAUCAAUGAAAUCAUAGAAAGUCUCAAUAAAGAGUCCAAGCCAAAUUGGUGCACAGACUUGUUUCAAGGAUUGAUCACAAAUGAAACAAAGUGUUUAUCGUGCGAAACAGUUACAUCGAGACAUGAGCAUUUUCUUGAUUUAUCAAUAGAUAUACCACCAGGCGAAAAUGCAUACUCCUUGAAUUAUGCAAUCAACAAUUUCUCAAAGUCGGAAACGCUUACAAAUCAAAAUAAAUUUCAUUGCAACACUUGCUCAUCGCUUCAGGAAGCAGUCAAGACGAUAAAGGUCAAGAAGCUGCCCAAUGUACUUGUUAUCAACUUGAAACGGUUCAAGUAUGAUGAAAAAAUUGACAAAUUGGUUAAGCUUUUUGAUUCUAUUAGCUACCCUUUUAAACUAAGGUUGUUCAACACUACAGAUGACUGUUUUGAAAAUAUAUUGUAUGAGCUUUAUGCAUUGGUGAUACAUAUUGGAGGCGGUCCAAUGCAUGGACACUAUGUUUCUAUCUGCAAAAUCAAAGCUGGUCUUUGGUUAUUAUUUGACGAUGAGACAGUCGAGUUGGUGGAAGACAAUUAUGUAAUGAGAUUUUUUGGCAACGGCCCUGGGUUGGCCAGUGCAUAUAUUUUGUUUUACCAAAAGAUUGAAUUUGAUGAGAAUGCAGAGUAUUUUGGAUUUGAUCCGGCAACCAUGUUUAAUGGAAAAGAUUUUGAGUUUCCCAUGUCGUCGAAUAAUGUGGCCGAGUCAUCAUCAGCCUCUGUCAACACAUCAACAGUUGCAUUUACAUCAGCUCCUAUGGCUCCACUGGCUGCUGCAAGUGCUGCAAGUGCUGCAAGUGUUGCAAGUGCAACUAUGGCUACAGGACCCGGCUCAACUGCAACAAGAACAAGAACGACGUCGACAGGAACCACGGGCAACGGUGUGGAACUUGAUAAUAAAAUAGACACAACACCAACUGAUGACUCUGUUGCAAUGAAAGCUGAUAUAGACAAAAAACCACCUUUAUCCUCAGGAGGCAUGUUUAAAAGUUUCAAGUUUGAAAAAGAAGAAAAGGCACAAACUCUUUCGAGAAGUAAUAGUACUGGAGCCUCCACACUCCUUCAGAACAACCAGCAAAAUGGCAAAGAUACAAAGAGCAAAAAGUCAUGGCUCGGUACAUUAAAAAGAACAGGUCUUGAGCGGAAACUAUCUGGUAAAUCGCCAACUAUUGUGGAAGCCCCUAAAGCUGAAAAGGAAUCUACUGAAGAGGCCCAACCUGUUGUUGAACAUGAGUCUACAUCGGCUCCAGCGCCCAAAGGAGGUCUUGUUAAAUCUACAUCUCAUGCUCAUGCUCCUGCUCCUAUUCCUGCUCCUAUUCCUGCUCCUAUUCCUCCUCCUUCACGUCCCGCUCAAAUGGAAAAAAGACGAAGUUUGUUUGGAUUUAAAAAAAAUGCUAGUUGA